AUGCUUAGCUCCGAACUUGACGGUGAAAAGGACCUUUUGAAUGCCCUGGCUGAAAAGGAACCUACGUUUGCUGAGAUCGAUGAUUAUCUUGCUAAGUUCCGCAUCGCAUGCCAAAAUGCCAUCUUCCAGUGCUUCGAGAACGGAACGGAGUCUGAAUCUCUGAGUGUUGAACGCCGGCUAUGGGAUAUACAUGUGAAGAUUAACACUCGCUUUCGUAAACUCUUGUCUCGUUUCCGAGACAGCGAUGCGCAGAAAAAGCGACCCGUCGAAAAACGAAAGCUGCAAAAUCACUAUUUGAACUUCAUCAAAUCUAGCCAGCGCUUUUAUCGUGGCUACAUACAGCAUCUCGUUUCUAGAUUUGACAGCAUCCCCGAGUUGGAUAAAUUGGCCAAGGAACUUAAGUUUGAAACCCUUUCUACGGACGAUAAACCGGAUAUUUCGGAGGAUCUUCGCAAGGCCGUUCUGCUUACCUGCCAUGCCACCCUUAUUCGGCUUGGUGAUCUUUCCCGCUAUCGUGAGAUGGAACUGGUUCCGCCAACGAAGAAUCGCAAUUGGGAUCGAGCUAUUAGGUUUUAUAAGUUGGCUGAUAUGAAUAACCCGGACUCGGGAAUGUCUCACAACCAGCUUGCUGUUAUUGGGCUUGCAGAUGGAAACCAUCUCCAGGCAACUUAUCAUCUGUACCGUGCAUUAUCUGCUCAAGAACCUAAUCCGACAUCGAAUGGCAACCUGGAAAUCGAGUUCAAAAAAGUUUUAGCAGCCUGGGCCAAGGGCGAGCUUAUUGCAAACUCGAAGGAUGAGAAGACGUCACUUAUCUCGUCCUUCGUAUACCUCCAUGCCCAGUGUUAUAAAGGGGUAGAUUUUCCAGAACACGAUGAUCUUGAAAAUGAGAUCCUCAGCCAAAUAGCCGUGGACCUCAAGGAACUUUCUCUGCCUCUGCAUCUACUUCAGAAGGUUUGUUUGAUAAACAUUGCUGCUGAAAAUUACGCAAAUGCUCGGCGGACGAAUGGGAAAGAAAAGGAUGGCGUGGAGCCCGCACGCGAUGCAGGGUUGUUCUUCCAGAGACUCAAUGUGAAGACCUUCUUCACCCUUUUGCAAAUAUUGCUUGCUGAACUCGAAUGUUCGGCUGCGGCAAAUGAGUCUGAGAAAAUAAGCCCAGUCGCUCAAUGCGUUCUGCCCGCCUUGAGACACUACAGUUCCUGGCUACUUUCGAAUAGUGGCUCCUUGAUCUGCGAGGAUCAGGAUACUCCGUUAUAUGUACAGAUCAAGGAAUUUUGGAAGAUGUAUGCGAGCACCUUGAGUUUGCUCACGUCGAGCUUUGAUGUGCCUAGCCUCUCUGAAGUCAGCUAUCUGCUCCACGAGGACGAAGAUACUCUGGGUUUCUGCCCGUUGGUUAAUGAUAUAACAUGGCGGAGAUACUUUAAUGAACAUGGGCAGAAGAAGCCCAGGUCGGAUGACGUUAAGGAGAAACAACCCGUUCACAUUGAAAUGUUGUUUCGGGUCCGGGAGUUUGUUAUUGAUGGACUUGAUUUGGUCGUUCAGGAGAAAAUUCCCAUUAUUUUAGCAGAGAACAAUGAGACAAAACUGUUCGUCUACAAAGAAGAAGGCCUCCCCCAAUUUUCAAGCCCGAGCGGAGGCCAUCACCACUCUCUUUCCUCAACCAGAAUAGAUCGCGAAGACAUCCGGCCACUUGAAUCCAACAAUGGGGUGAUGGAAUACGCAACAUCUCAGUCUGCUUCCGCAUCCAUCUCUUUCGCCAUGAACCAGAUGGUUGACAACCUCGUCGAAUCUGAAUCAACUGAAAGUUGCCCGCCCGAAAGAACUCUCUCAUCAUCUAGCGCAUGGCAAAACGCAAACCUCAACAAUGCCAAUGCCAAUCACGGAAUUCCACAACGGGACAGCGGCGAGCCCUCCGGCAAUAGCAAUGACACAGGAACGGGAACUUUCCACCCAUAUAGUCCAAUCAUUGAAGCUGAGGCUCCGAAAUCCUACUCCCCCCGACCAGCUCUACCAAGUAUCUUAAACACUCCCUUUGCACCGCAGCCAGGAGAAGCCAUAUCUCCCGGAACCCGCCCAUCAACCGCCAUGAGGCAACGUGACCAGUACCAGCAUACCAUAGGUGCAAUUAAUGCCGCUUCAAAUAAUACCGGCGGCUCAUACCCCCAGCCACAAGAUUUUCCUCUGCAGCAGCAGUACGUCAUGGGCUACCAAAACAACUUGCAACUCCCAUCCACCCCUCAUGACUAUGCAUAUGCAACACGCAGCAUAUCCCCAACGCAGACGCAGACAUCAAGUUUCCAAUACAAUAACGAUGGCGGGUAUAGCAGUCGACCACUUCCAAUGGCAAUGCAGCAGGCACCCCAGAGUCUCCCAAUCAGUGGCUUUGUGGACAAUAAUAUCAACUCUCAUCAGUUCAAUGAGCGGGUAUUCGGUCAACCGUCCAGCCCGUAUUAUCCACGUUCAUCACCCUAUGUUCCGGGAUCGAGUGUGAAUUCUAAUACCGCGGGUGUUAGUGGUCAGACACCAUCGAGUGGACAGGGGUGA
Messenger RNA from Paracoccidioides lutzii Pb01, 2541 nucleotides. RefSeq lists its product as hypothetical. Gene Ontology annotation, biological process: nuclear-transcribed mRNA catabolic process, nonsense-mediated decay. The record is from RefSeq and is a predicted model, not a curated record. The transcript is spliced from 5 exons. Gene Ontology annotation, molecular function: protein binding; telomeric repeat DNA binding; telomerase RNA binding. Gene Ontology annotation, cellular component: telomerase holoenzyme complex. The coding region runs from base 1 to 2541 and encodes 846 amino acids.